This is a messenger RNA of Fonsecaea nubica, 1194 nucleotides long. RefSeq lists its product as hypothetical. The transcript has 3 exons. NCBI's taxonomy places the organism in Eukaryota, Fungi, Ascomycota, Eurotiomycetes, Chaetothyriales, Herpotrichiellaceae. Bases 1 to 1194 code for a protein of 397 amino acids. The record is from RefSeq and is a predicted model, not a curated record.
AUGCAGAGCCUUCCUCACCGUCGCCGCAGCGAUGCUGGCCCGCAAGCCGCAUCACAAGCACAAGUCACUACCACAGACCCCAGUCACAUCGAUGCGACAGAAAGACCCGCUUUGUCCUCCAAGCAAUGUGACAACAACACGGAUACGCUCUCUCACACGUUGCUGUCUUUGGACCACUCUGCUUCUAACUCCUUGAAUCCCCCCCUCACUGUGCCUGCCAUUUUCAAACAAGUGCAGGACCGCCAAUCCGGACGGGUUCCAGGCACUGAGUGGAACACAUAUCACGUAACCCCUUCUGAAUGGGCAACCCUGCGAGAACUCCUCGAAGGCAGUGACAUCUGUGAAAAGCUACGGGUUGAUUAUUUCUCCCAAACUGAGGCCUUUGUUCAGCGAAUGCCUUCCUUUACCCACGAGUAUACCUCUAGGAGGUUCCAUGAGCUCCUUAAGACAGGUUUAGCCUCGAUAUGCCAUGGUACACCAGAAGAGGGGCAGUUCAUGAAGCAAAUUAGGAGCGGUGGCUCCAGCGACGUGGACGGCGUCCAAGGCCCCAGCAUGCAUGAACCAGAUGAUUACAUCUUCUGUCGUGGCCAUCCUUUCUAUGGUCUUGUUUUAGAGGUGGCAUAUUCGCAGAAGUCUAAAGAGCUUGAGAACUUGGCCCGGUUCUACCUUUUUGAAGCCGAUCGAAAUGUUCAAAAGGUCAUUGGCAUCUCCAUUGACUAUGAUCGCUCCAAGAAAGUUACUUUGCACACUUGGCAACGCGACAGUUCCGACACAACCACUGGUGGUCAACUUCAACACUCCCUUCAAGAAGUGCGAACCGAGACUGGCGCGUGGGUCCCUGGUCCUCCUCUCCAAAUUUCCGUGCUCGACAUAGCACCACUGCACUCUGUCCCGUCUUCACUCUAUGGCGCAACCAUUCAGAUCCCGCUGGAUGAACUCUGUGAGGAAAUCGAGUAUGGGGAACGCACAACCACGGAAUUCAAGGAGAAGAGGAAGGCACGACAAUGUCAGAACUCGGAUCCCUUGGACCGCGAUGAUGAUGACUCUUCCCAACAGUGUGAGAGCGAUGAUGACGCAGGCACGGAGAGACUUGAUGAAGACUAUGUUCCAAGCCGAGUCGGAUGCAAAGGCUCUGAGCCCGGUGGGUCUCCAAUAGGAACCCGUAGCCGUACUAACGGCGCAUUCGACAACUGA